Molecule: messenger RNA, 1173 nt
Organism: Rubroshorea leprosula
Lineage: Eukaryota; Viridiplantae; Streptophyta; Magnoliopsida; Malvales; Dipterocarpaceae
Source: the annotation of a GenBank genome assembly
GAUUCCCUGCGCUAGGCGUUCCAAUUUCAAAUUUCAGAUUCUGCGCCGUUUCUCUCUCUAGGGUUCCGACCAUGUUCUCCAGCAGCCAGUUCGACGCUCCCUCCGCCUUUUCCGGCGGCGGAUUCAUGCCUUCCCAGGCUCACCCUUCACAGCCCGCCAGUUCCACACCGUCGAAGAGCCGCGAUUCGCAAGGACUGAUUCCAGUAACGGUGAAGCAGAUAAGUGAAUCUUAUCAGUCCGGUGACGAGAAAUCUAAUUUUGUAAUCAAUGGUGUCGAUGUUACAAAUGUUACUGUGGUUGGCAUGCUAUUUGAUAGAAGAGCAAGGUCUUUCAAUGAUAUUCGUUUCCACCUGGAUGAUGGCACUGGGCGACUUGAGUGUGUAAGAUGGGUAACAGAAAAUUUUGAAACACGACAAAUGGAUGAAAUUGAAGAGGGGAAAUAUGUUCGUGUCAAUGGGCAUUUGCAAAGUUUUCAAGGCAAAAGGCAAUUAGCUGCUUUUUCUGUGAGGCCUGUCACAAAUUUUGAUGAAGUCACUUUCCACUAUAUUGAGUGCAUUCAUUUUCAUUUGCACAAUGCCAAAUUGCGGAGCCAAGGUGGUACCCUGACUCAGGCCCAGGUAACGGAAUCAUCAACAAAUACUCCACUGCACAGUACAUCAAAUGGAUGCCAGACACCCUCGUUUAAUAAUUUCACCAUGGAUGUCAGCACUGAUGGACUCAAGGGCUUUGAUAAUUUGGUCCUAAACUAUCUGCAGCAACCUUCAAACAUUGAACGGGAAAUGGGGGUGCACCUAGAAGAAAUUGCCCGACAGUUGAAAGCUCCCAUUGAGAAGAUCAAGGAUGCAAUUGAGAUUCUUGAGAAGGAAGGUUUAGUGUACUCCUCCAUUGACGAUUAUCACUACAAAGCCGUGGAAGGUUGUUAGCUUUUUGCUACUUGACUCUGAUUUUGGGAUCUACAGGCCAAUUAUGUUUUCGUUGGGUUUUGGUUUGUUGUUUUGCAAUGUAAGUCUAUAUUGAAAGGAUGCUUAGCAUCAGCAAUGCAAUCCUUCUCCUUAUGUAAGUGAAUGACUUUGAAAUGAAUGAUGCAAGUAACUAUAUGGUCUGGACUUGAAACUACGGAUACCUAACAGGUUAAAUGCUGUUUUGAUAGGGAAAUCAAGAUAGUGAGUUUUA